This is a messenger RNA of Protopterus annectens (West African lungfish), 1334 nucleotides long. RefSeq names its product cofilin-2-like. NCBI's taxonomy places the organism in Eukaryota, Metazoa, Chordata, Ceratodontiformes, Protopteridae. Gene Ontology annotation, molecular function: actin filament binding. The transcript is spliced from 4 exons. The coding region runs from base 148 to 660 and encodes 170 amino acids. Gene Ontology annotation, biological process: cell motility; actin filament severing; actin filament fragmentation. Gene Ontology annotation, cellular component: actin cytoskeleton; actin cortical patch; cytoplasm. The record is from RefSeq and is a predicted model, not a curated record.
UGUCCGCGCGUUUCCCCUUAUUGUACUGCUGUUGAAAGCGGAAAUCGUCGUGGUGCAGUUUUGUGUUUAAGUCCAAAGGCAGCGGACUAGUGUAGGCUUUGUCUUAUUUUUGGCUUAGGAGAAAGAUUUUUUUCAGUAGUCGUUGAAAUGGCAUCUGGUGUUUCAGUGGCUGAUAUUGUUGUCCAAACCUUUAAUGAUAUGAAGGUGAGAAAAGCAGAAAGUGUGGAAGAUGCAAAGAAGAGGAAGAAGGGGGUAAUGUUCUGCUUGAAUAAAGAAAUGACUCAAAUAGUUAUAGAUGAAGAAAGACAGAUCCUGUGUGGAGACAUUGGCACAACUGUUAAAGAUCCCUUGAUGGACUUUUUCAAACUCCUGCCAUUGAAAGAUUGCCGCUAUUGCCUCUUUGAUUUAAGCUACAGAACCAAGGAAUCUGUAAAGGAAGACCUAAUCUUCGUAUUCUGGGCUCCUGAUCAGGCUCCACUGAAGAAUAAAAUGGUGUAUGCUGCUUCAAAAGAAGCACUAAGAAAGGUGUUCACAGGAAUCAAACAUGAAUUCCAGUUGGCUGGUCCUGAAGACAUUGGCUCUGUGUGGCAUUUUCGGGAAUUGUUAAAAGCACCAGAUGUUGUUAGCAUAGAAGGCCACGUACUUCUUCCAGAAGCAUAGUUGUUGUAGUCCUGUGCUGGGGAGGUCUCUGCCCAUAUUAUCUGGGCUCCAUUACCUUCUUUAAUUUUCCAGUUUGCUGCUUUGCUUGGGAACGGCUUGAAGUGCAUUUUACAAAAGGCCAGGAAAUUGUCAUUUAACUUGAGAAGGCUGCCAUUUUUUUCAGACCUGAUGUGAUGGUAUAGCCAACACUAGAAUGUCAGACAUUUUAUAGCGGCUGCUUGUUACAUUCCAGAUUCAUCCAGCUAAGAUGAGAAACUUUUGGAUUACGAAUAAAUCAUUGUUAGUCUAAACUAAAUUUGGCUCUAAAAAUAGAGGAGUCUAAUUCUCAUUUGCAUUCUGACCAAUUUAAUCUGAAGACCAAGUUUUCUGUAGCACCUACUUUCUGCUGCACGUUCCCAUGUAUUAAAAGCAUAUGGAAUAUUAAUUGACUUCUUUUCAUUGCCAUCCUUUUAUAUUUUUUGUAUGUUUUAACAGUUGUCUUAAAGAACUAAGCUGUUUAUUUGCAUUGUACUGCUCUGACUUGGAUGUCAUGAAUGAAGUAUUCUAAAUCUUACCAGUUUUCAGAGCUACAGUAGUUGGUGCUCGUUUUUUGUAGUACUAUUUGUAAUGGAUGGUUAAACUCAGUACAGUAUUCGGGAGACAGUAUCAAUUAAAGUUCUAUUAAAAGAUGAAAA